ACACGCAACUUGCAAGUUCAACAUGAGGCAGCUUUGGAGGCCCCGUGCAGCCACGGGAGCCACGCAUCGACCACCGAAAAUUAUCCAAAACCAGCGGCAAAGCAAGCACGCAGCCGCGCGACCAUGAACAAGUGCUGCUGCACGCAUGCACCCAAGGUAGCAAUGGCGACGCCGCUCUCCAGCCCCUUCUCCGUCACCACCCUCCGAGCCCCGCUCUGGCACGGCCGCCUCCACGCCCAGACGCCCCUGCUCACUGCUUCUCCUCUCCGCGCGUCCUCCGGCGAUGACGCCACCACGGAGCCGUCGGCACCGACGGCCACCACCACGACAACCCCUACCGACGACGACUUCGAGCAGCGCGUGCUGCGCAUGAAGUCCCGCGUCGGGCCCAAGAAGCGGGGCAGCGCCGGAGCGCGCAAGAGGAAGGCCGCCGCCGAGUCCCAGGCCGUGACGCUCCCGCCGGUGCCGCUGCGGGAGCCCCGGUCCGCCCUCGGCCUGCCCGUCGAGUUCGGCUUCACCGCUUACAGCGAGCGGCUCAACGGCCUGCUCGCCACCGUCGGCCUCACCGCGCUGCUGCUGGUGGAGCUCGGCUCCGGCAAGUCCCUGGUGAAGUACCACCAGGCGCCCACGCUGUUCCUGCAGGUGUACACGAUCGUCGCGGCCGGCGCCGUGUUCGUCAAGUACGAGAAGGAGCGGAUCAGCGUCUGGCCGGCUCCGGCGCCGCCCAAGGCCCCGGCGACCAGCGGUGAAUGACUGAGCUCUUUUUUGUAAUUUACAUCGUGAGUUAAGUUGUGUAUGUAAACUGUAUCACGAGCUGUGUUGUAAAAACUGAUAGUCAUGCGAGAAAAUACCAACAUUUUUUUACAGUCUGCUGAUCUA
Molecule: messenger RNA, 879 nt
Organism: Lolium rigidum
Lineage: Eukaryota; Viridiplantae; Streptophyta; Magnoliopsida; Poales; Poaceae
Exons: 1
Coding region: 124-753 (209 amino acids)
Source: RefSeq, a predicted model, not a curated record